AAAUCAAUGCCUAAUUAAUAGAAGUAUCUUGUGAAUUAAUUCUAAAUAGUGUGUAUGUGUGUUUUUUUUGUAAAAUAAAAAAUGAAUUUUGUAAUACAUAAUGUAAUUGAAAUAAGAUCAUAUUUUGAUGUGUUUAGUGUUGUGAUCUUAUAAAAUAUUUGGAUAAUGGAUAAUAUACACCUGCCUGAACGUCCACAAAAUGGUUCUAUUGGCUUGGAUACAAAUCGACGAAUAUCUAGUCGGUCGUUGCCGAUUCCAGAUUCAAGUGGACAUAUGCCGCCAACACCCCAAAUUGUGACGGUUGUAGUUCAUAAAGAUGUCAACGGCUAUGGAAUGAAAGUAUCUGGUGACAAUCCUGUGUUUGUUCAAAGUGUCAGAGACGGAGGAGCUGCUGAAAGAGCUGGUCUUCAAGCUGGUGAUACAAUUAUUAAAGUCAACGGAGAAGAUGUUAUAAAAUCAACACACACGGAAGUUGUAGCUUUGAUACGAUCCACGACCCAUGUUAAGUUAACUGUCAAACAACAUCCUAGAAUGCUACGACCACACGUUGGAUCUCCGGUACCAGCACAACACCAAAAUUCCAGAAAUUCAAUACCCCAUCAUCAUUUCUCAUCGACUCAAAUAACAGCUCCACAACCAGUUGACCAUGAAAAAUUACGCCAAAUUGAAAAUGAACGUGUGCAUUUAAUUCGAAUGAUGUUAGAAAAAGCACAAACACAUGUAGAAGCAUUACGAAGUGAAUUAGCAAGUCUUCCAACAAAUGCAGAUAGUUCAAAAUUGGUUGCGGAUUUACAAAUUGCUGAACGAACCGUUGGUAAACUUCAAACAGAACUACAAACCUGCUUGUCUUUCACCGCUCAUGAUGGAUUAUCUGCUAGUUCCCAUUCUCACACUUUACCAAAAUCCUUAACAGUACCAUCAUCACCUCAUUCCUCAAUUCCACAAUCAAAAAGUGCAACACAAAUAUUUGAUACACCACCACCCUUGCCAAAUCGAAAUAAAAUCAAUGAUUUAAAUUCAGUGAAUUUAAGUCGAUCAUCGACUCGAUUACGUUCAACUGAACAUUUAGAUAACCAUAAAAAUUAUCAUCCACGUAAUUUAUAUCACAAAUCACCAUCACAAAGUCCAGUUGAAUGUAAUCUAGUUGAAAAUCAAAUAUACCAUUCCAAAUUCAAAGAUUUGGAUAAUUCGGAUAUAAUGCUAGCAAAUUAUCAUAGAAAGAAUCCGUUAUCGCCAAAAAGUUCACCUGGCAAACAUAAUAAAGUCUCUAAACGUGUUAAAGGAUCAAAUUCCAAUUUAAAUUAUGAAGGAACAAGUGCCAAUUCGAAUAUCAACGAGCCAGAUAUUCCACCCCCUCUACCACCUCGAAUUCCAUUACUUCUUGAUCCAUAUUUAAAUAGUGAAUCUGGUGGUGUUCCUUCCACACCUUCUCCUAGCGGAAUCAUCGAGCCCGAUGCAGUUAACUCAAUAAAUAAACAAAUGUCGUAUCCAUUAGUCGCCACAUGUGCAGCGCUUGUUAACAAUCCUUGUAGUUCCAAAACGCCACAUAUUGUUAAUACGCACCAUCGUACUAAUUCAAGUCCAGAUCCAUUGAUUUUAAAGCCACCGCAAGAUAUGAUGCAACGUUUAAUCAAUUCAGAAUCAAUGAGUGAUUUGACAGAUAUGAAACCAAUUCGAUGUGAUUCAUGGAACAUAGAAAAUAUUGGAGGACACAUUACACCACCAGGAACGCCUCCUCCACCAUAUCCAAGUUCAUAUCGAGAAAGGAGUCCAAACAUGCAUCGUAGGAGCACAGGGGCAAGUAGUCAAAGAAGUUCAGGGGACCAUAGUGAUAUUCAUGAAGAUCCUCCACCUGCAUUUACUGAUCAUCCUCCUGAAAAUAUGCCACUUUUGCCUGAUAUUCCAAUUGCAUUACCAUCAACACCAAUUGUAGCCGCAAAUAGUAAUGUAACACAGAAGCAUAUAAUUAGUAUGGAAGAUGAAAUGUCUGACCAGGAAGUGGAGCAGCCAAUAGAAGAUGGACCAUUUAAGUCGUUAUCCCGUCUUUGGGAGCAUUUAGCUCAUUUAGCUGUAUUUAUGAAUUACAUAUUAACAAAUUGUGAUCCCAGUAGCAUUUUAUUUUAUUUAAUAACAGAUUUAUAUAAAGAAGGUAAUGCUAAAGAUAUGAAAAAAUGGGCAUACGAAAUACACUCCAGUUUUCUUGUACCUGGUUCUCCAUUACGUUUGAAAAAUGUUGACGAAAAUGUUGCACGAGAAAUAGAUGAUGUUCUACAAAAAGAAGCAGAUAAAGAAGAAAUAUUAAGAAAAGUAUUUUUAAAAGCACGAGCUAAAGCAAAAGAAGAAUUAAAUGAACUUUUGGCAGAAUUUCGACAAAAACGUAAUGCUGGCUUAGGUACAUUAUAUGGACCAUCUGAUGCAAUUCUUGAUGAAAGUAUUCAUGAAAAAUCAGUUGAAAAUAAAAUUAUUGAAGAUGUCCUACAGAAAAAAUUGACUCCAUAUUUAGAAGACUUAGAUCAUGAACCUGUUGAUCCUAGAAAAUAUACGUCUGCUGUGGCACUAUCCACAGUUUUUACAAGGAUAUUUGGAUUACGAUUAGGUCAUAGUGAUUUAGAACGUCUUCCAAGUUUUGUUAGCCGUGAUAAAAGUUUAAGGACAAAAAUUAUUGGAAGGAGAGGAAAGAUGAAUUUACGAGGUCAUCAUUUUAUUGCCUAUCAGUAUUACACUGUAAAUUAUUGUAAUCAUUGUCAAUUGUUAAUAUGGGGUAUUGGACCUCAAGCAUAUCGAUGUUCAAAUUGUCAUUCAAAUAUACAUCGACAUUGUGUAAAAAGUUUUGAAGAAAAUUGCCCAGGACCAGUUGUUAAAAAAGAAAAAGGAGAUCCACUUAGUAAAAUUAUGGGUCGAAUAAGACCUGAUUCAAGAGAUGCCAAACGAAAACCUAGUUCACAGAAUUUUAUACAAGUUGAACGUGAAAAAAGACAAAAUGAAGAAAAAGAAUCCGCAGAAACGGAAUGUAGUUCAGAUCGACCACAAUCAACUACGUCGAUAACUCGUUCUGGUUCUGAUCGACGUUCUGAUGCUUCCGAAGAUACUCCAGAGCCUGAAUCCUGUGAUAAAGAGACAAUACAUGAAAAUUUUGCCGCACGUCUUCCAAGGCCAAAGAGUACUCAAACAAGCAUCAAUCGAUCAGAGAGUUACAAAGAACAAUCACAAAAGAGACGACAAAUUAAAGAGAGGCGAAAAAUUAGUGAUCCAAAUUUAUCUAAAUCCAAUGAUGUGGAACCAGAUAUAGGUUUAUUAUCAUAUAAUACGAACUCCGGCAGCUCGUCUAACUCUAGUCUCUCAUCCGCACCGUCAUUAGACAGUCCAUCUACUUCACUUGAAGCAGUUUCCAUUUCAAAUACUAAUAAUACUAGGAGUCGUGUAUUGGGUGAAAGUGAUCCUGAAACAGAGGCAGUACCUGAUCCAAGUGAUUGGACUGUAAAUAUUCCCGAAGAUUUAAUUUCAAGGUUGUCGUCAAGUGAGAAAAAACGCCAGGACGUAUUUAAUGAGCUCCUGCAAACAGAACGAUCACAUGUUAGACAAUUGAGAGUUUUAGAAAAAGGCUUUCAAAAACCAUUAGAAAAUAGUAAUCUAUUAACAUUUGACCAAUUAAGCUUAUUAUUUCCAAAUUUAGAUGAAAUGUUAAUACUUCACUCUGGAUUUAGUGAAGCUUUAAAAGCUAUGCGCAAAGAAAAUCCUUUAGUAGGUGAAGUUGGUGAAACUAUUUUAAACAUGUUUGACGGUUCAUCUGGUGAAGCAUUCGAAAAUGCCGCUGAAACAUUUUGUGCACGUCAACAGAUUGCAUUAGAAUGGUUAAGAGAACGUCGCCGUAAAGAUGCCAAAUUACACAACUUCUUAACAGAAUGUGAAGCAGACAAAAUGUGUAGAAGGCUUCAAUUGAAAGAUCUCAUUCCUACGGGAAUGUUACGAUUAACCAAAUAUCCAUUACUUUUCGAAAAUCUUGCGAAAUAUACAUCACAGUGCCUUUCUGAUACAAAUAGUGCAAAUCCUUUAACACCGCCAGAGUUAGAUCGUCUACAUAGAGCUGUAGAGCGUUCUAAAGAAAUACUUAACAGUGUUAAUACAGCUGUUAAAAAGGCAGAAGAUCAAGCUCGACUGCAAGAUAUUCAACGUCGAUUGGAUCGUUCCGGAUUUGACAAAGUUGAUCAUCCGCUCGCAGUUAACGACCAACGAGAGUAUAAGAAUAUUGACAUUACAAAACGGCGAUUAAUUUAUGAAGGUGCAUUAUGUUGGCGUAUUAGUAGCAAUAAACGAAUAAAUCUUCAUGUACUACUAUUAGAUGAUGUAAUUUUAUUGUUACAAAAACAGGAUGAUAAAUUUUCAUUAAAAUUUCACCAUACGUCAACACUUGGUGUUGGCGGUACUGAUCGAUCAAUAAUGAGUCCAAUAAUUCGAGUUUCUACUGUUUUAGUUCGUACAAAUGCUACAGAUAAUAAUUCAUUAUAUUUAAUUACAACUGCUCAUAAUGGUCCCCAAAUGUAUGACUUAGUAGCGUCUUCACCAAGUGAAAUAAAACAAUGGUAUAAAUAUAUAACAGAAGCUAACGAAACGUUUACAAAACAUGAAGGACGUCAUAGUCGUGGUAGCGCAGAAAGUGAUAAUAUGGAAAUUAUUAAUGAAGAAUCAAUUAGUCGUGAUCAUAUGCAAACUAUUGAUGAAAAUGGUAGCACGAACAGUAGUCAGGAUAGUAACGAUGACAAUAUUUCUAUGAAAUCUGCUGAAGAUGAACCGCAACAACCAACUAAAUCAACGGAGACACCUCAGCCGGAAGAACAACAAGAAAAAACCAUUCCUGAAGUGCCCACAACUUCAAACCCAAGUAACAGCAACUUACGUGUCCAGUCUUCGUUACUACUUUCGACAGAACAAAAUUCAUUAAUUGAGCCUUCUGAAGUAACAGUAUCUGUGAAAUCUGUUUUAACUGCCGAACCAGUUCUUACACCAUUAGAACGAUUAAGGCGAACAGAUUUAGUUAUAAAAUCAGCAAUUGCUGAAAAACAGUUAUUAGUUGCUGAUAUUUUAAGUGUUCCACGGGAUGAAUUUGUUCAUAUUGCUGAAGUAGCUGCCGAGCCUACAAAUGAUAAAGAAGCAACAGAAUUAAUAUUAGCGGCUAUCAAUCAAGCUAAUCAAUUAGCUGAAGCAAUUAAUGACACAUUAAAUAUAAAUGAAGAAGCAGCUAUUGCACUGACAUCACUACCGAUUACGGGAUGUAGCUGGCCUGCAUCUAAACAUCACAGAAUCCCAGGUGUCCCACCCCAAAGACUGCAAACAAUUUCUUCGACUCUUAAUUUACAACUUACACAAUUAUUAAAAGUUAUAAAGGAGAGAGAUGAAGAACGAGAGAAGUUGCGAAAUGAAUUACAUAAAUCUCGCGAACAAAUACAUAUAUUACAUGAAUUACAUAGACUUAGACCCAUACCUGAGUCAAAUACCAAUGAAACUGGACAAGAUAAUAAUCACGAAUUAGAUGAAAAUUCUACUAAUUUAACUGUUAAAAGCCCUGAAAUACAACAAUCUAAAGAAGAUCAACAACAAUUACGGGAUCAAAAUAAAAAUGAAGAAAAUGCUAUAGAAGAGGUUGGUAAAGAUUAAAUCAACUGGUUUUAGUUUCAAACAACUAA
This is a messenger RNA of Chrysoperla carnea, 5681 nucleotides long. It is a transcript of the gene RhoGEF2, whose product is annotated as rho guanine nucleotide exchange factor 11. NCBI's taxonomy places the organism in Eukaryota, Metazoa, Arthropoda, Insecta, Neuroptera, Chrysopidae. Gene Ontology annotation, molecular function: guanyl-nucleotide exchange factor activity; G protein-coupled receptor binding. The record is from RefSeq and is a predicted model, not a curated record. Gene Ontology annotation, cellular component: cytoplasm. Gene Ontology annotation, biological process: G protein-coupled receptor signaling pathway. Bases 166 to 5652 code for a protein of 1828 amino acids. The transcript is spliced from 30 exons.